Fundulus heteroclitus (mummichog) is the source of this 635-nucleotide messenger RNA. RefSeq names its product cytochrome c oxidase subunit 5A, mitochondrial. Lineage: Eukaryota; Metazoa; Chordata; Actinopteri; Cyprinodontiformes; Fundulidae. The transcript has 5 exons. Gene Ontology annotation, cellular component: mitochondrial inner membrane. Gene Ontology annotation, biological process: mitochondrial electron transport, cytochrome c to oxygen. The coding region runs from base 78 to 503 and encodes 141 amino acids. The record is from RefSeq and is a predicted model, not a curated record.
CCCUCAUCGUGUCUGUCCGUCCGGAGUCUCCCUCUCUCUACCACACACAGGACGGUUAGCAUCUCCUGUUCGGCGUCAUGUUCCGAGCUCUUUCCCGUUUAUCGGCCUCGGGGUUCCGAAGUCUGACCGCGACACGGACCGGUUGCUCGGCCCCCCUGGUGUCCAGAUGUUAUUCCCAUGGCAAGGUGGAGACAGACGAGGAGUUUGAUUCUCGUUGGAUCACUUACUUCAGCAAGCCGGACAUUGAUGCCUGGGAGCUGAGGAAAGGCAUGAACACUUUAAUUGGAUAUGACCUGGUCCCAGAACCCAAGAUUCUCGAUUCGGCACUAAGAGCCUGUCGGAGGCUGGAUGAUCUCGCCAGUGCCAUUCGCAUUCUUGAAGCUGUCAAGGAUAAAGCGGGUCCCCACAAAGACAUCUAUCCCUACGUGAUCCAAGAGCUGAAGCCCACCCUCGCAGAACUUGGCAUCUCAACACCAGAGGAGCUCGGAAUUGACAAGUUUUAGACCGUCAAGGCCUUUUUCACAUGGAGAUGAUGUUCCUGAUUACCUCCCAUUGGAAAUGUCUAUAUUGUUGAUUCGAUAUAUGCUGUCCUGUUGUGUACAAAAUAAUGGAUAUAAUAAAGAAAACAAGUCUGA